GGGUGGGCGGUGGCGGUAGUGGCUUGUCUCUGCGGUUGGUGACUCUCUGUGGUUGUCAGAGCUGGGAUCCUCUGAGUAGGAAGCUACUGGCGCUCGAGCGUUGGACGGGAUGUUUCGUCUUAACUCACUUUCCUCAUUAGCAAAACUGGCUUUGGGGUCUCGGUGGUACCAUGGAGGAUCACAGCCUACUCAGAUCAGGCGACGAUUAAUGAUGGCAGCUUUCCUGGGAGCUUCAGCAGUAACUGCAAGCACUGGUCUCCUGUGGAAAAGGGCCCAUGCGGAAUCUCCCCCAUCGGUAAACAACUUAAAGACUGAACUUGGUGAUAAAGGGAAGAAGAAAGAUGAGGGGGAAGUUUGUAACGAUGAAAAAAAGGCUGCAGAUACUUGUCUUGAGCCUUAUCCAGAAGAGAAAAAGAAGAAACGUUCUGGAUUCAGAGACAGAAAAGUGAUGGAAUAUGAGAAUAGGAUUCGAGCCUACUCCACACCAGACAAAAUCUUCCGAUAUUUUGCCACCUUGAAAGUAAUCAAUGAGCCUGGUGAAACUGAAGUGUUUAUGACUCCACAAGAUUUUGUACGAUCCAUAACACCCAAUGAAAAACAACCAGAAAACUUGGGCCUGGAUCAGUAUAUAAUAAAACGCUUUGAUGGAAAGACAGAGAAAAUUUCCCAAGAACGAGAAAAAUUUGCUGAUGAAGGCAGUAUAUUCUACACCCUUGGAGAAUGUGGGCUCAUAUCCUUUUCAGACUACAUUUUUCUUACAACUGUUCUUUCUACUCCUCAGAGAAAUUUUGAAAUUGCCUUCAAGAUGUUUGACUUGAAUGGAGAUGGAGAAGUAGACAUGGAGGAGUUUGAACAGGUUCAGAGCAUCAUUCGCUCCCAGACCAGCAUGGGCAUGCGCCACAGAGACCGCUCCACCACCGGGAACACCCUCAAGUCUGGCCUGUGCUCAGCCCUCACAACCUACUUUUUUGGAGCUGAUCUCAAGGGGAAGCUGACAAUCAAAAACUUCCUGGAAUUUCAGCGUAAACUUCAGCAUGAUGUUCUGAAGCUAGAGUUUGAGCGCAAUGACCCUGUUGAUGGGAGAAUUACUGAGAGGCAGUUUGGUGGCAUGCUGCUGGCCUACAGUGGGGUGCAGUCCAAGAAGCUGACCGCCAUGCAGAAGCAGCUCAAGAAGCACUUCAAAGAGGGAAAGGGCCUGACAUUUCAGGAGGUGGAGAACUUCUUUACUUUCCUAAAGAAUAUUAAUGAUGUGGACACUGCAUUAAGCUUUUACCAUAUGGCUGGGGCAUCUCUUGAUAAAGUGACCAUGCAGCAGGUGGCCAGGACAGUGGCUAAAGUGGAACUCUCAGACCACGUGUGUGAUGUGGUGUUUGCACUCUUUGACUGUGAUGGCAACGGGGAGCUGAGCAAUAAGGAAUUUGUUUCCAUCAUGAAGCAACGGCUGAUGAGAGGCCUAGAGAAGCCAAAGGACAUGGGCUUCACGCGCCUCAUGCAGGCCAUGUGGAAGUGUGCACAGGAGACCGCCUGGGACUUUGCUUUGCCCAAACAGUAACCAAAAUGGCAAAAGGGGACCCUCACCCCCACCCCAAGCACGCUAUUGCCCUUUGAACAGAGCCUGGGCACAGAUCUUUCUGCUGCUACUUCUGGAAGUAGUGUUCCCUUCCUCCUGAAAACGACCUCAGGAUUCUACCCAUCUCCAUGGUCCACCCUUUCCCUCUCCCAGCAUCCUGCAAGGCUCUGAUUCUGCCCCACGAUCAUUCUCCUGGGUUCUCAAAACCAUGAACAGUCCUAAAAGCUCAGGCCUUUGGCCCCUUCGACAACAUGCCCCAUUCAGCACCCUGUGGGUAAAGAGUAUAGGGAAUCAUCCCACACAGCUGCCAACCCUGGGAACAUUCAGUUCUCAAAUUAUUUUUGCUAUGGAUUUAUAUUAACAGAACAUUCUUCACUUUUCCCUACUGCUGGUGUUUUUAAGCUACAAGUUGGGAAAACCUCUGGCAGGCAAAAGGAAGUCUGUGAUGAGUGAGACUGAGGAUGGCCCUGGCACCCUGGGCUGGCAGGAAGCUGGGCCAGAGAAGGGGUCUGUGUCCCUCCCCAGGGCGGCUCUGAGGCCUGCUCCCGGAGGGUAAUGUGCUCAGUGAGAACUUGAGAAGAUUUGGAACGUAAAGCAGUUGCCUCGUGGCUCUCUCCACUCCCUUCUUUUCCUCCCAGGCUCCCUAAGAAGACUCCUCCAUGACUGUGUCUAAUGAGCGGCCGUGACUGAGUUCCUAUUCCCAGCAAGUGCCGUUUCCCCUCCGGGAGAGCGCCUCUGCAGCUGAGGCCCGACUCGGAGCCUGUCUGCCCUCUGUCUUAAACACUUAAGAAAUACCACUUUCAUUAGACCAGUUUGCAAUAAAUCUCCCCCAAAGG
This is a messenger RNA of Choloepus didactylus (southern two-toed sloth), 2406 nucleotides long. RefSeq names its product mitochondrial calcium uptake 1 (gene MICU1). NCBI's taxonomy places the organism in Eukaryota, Metazoa, Chordata, Mammalia, Pilosa, Megalonychidae. Gene Ontology annotation, molecular function: calcium ion binding. Gene Ontology annotation, cellular component: uniplex complex. Bases 110 to 1552 code for a protein of 480 amino acids. The transcript has 13 exons. Gene Ontology annotation, biological process: calcium import into the mitochondrion; mitochondrial calcium ion homeostasis. The record is from RefSeq and is a predicted model, not a curated record.